Messenger RNA from Penicillium robsamsonii, 792 nucleotides. RefSeq lists its product as uncharacterized. Bases 1 to 792 code for a protein of 263 amino acids. Lineage: Eukaryota; Fungi; Ascomycota; Eurotiomycetes; Eurotiales; Aspergillaceae. The transcript is spliced from 3 exons. The record is from RefSeq and is a predicted model, not a curated record.
AUGCCCGACCAAGUCCGACAUCUCGCCUCAGACACGGAAUCUGAAUCUGAAUCCGAUGGUGGCAUGCAACUCGACGACCUAGACCUAGAUCGCGUCGACGGUCUACCAAUGUACGACAGCGACGGUAUGCCACUUGACGGUGAACUUCCAAAUGUGGAUGGUGAACCGAUCUACCGUCCUUCGUCAGAUGAUGAUGUUUGGGGCGUGAACGGAAACAGUUCAAAUGGAUCUGACACUGGAAGAUUCUCCGGCCGCGCCCAGAAUCCCUUCACAACAUCAUACAACCGCGCCGGCCCAGACGGAACAACAGAACCCCAAACCGCCUUUGAAAAAGAUGCCCGCACACGCUCGCAUCUCUGUGACGAAAAACAUGCCGCUCUGGCUGUCCUCAUGGACAAUGAGCUAUUAGUUACAUAUGCGCUUGCCUCGCGAGAAACAAUCCCGCAAACACGCCGCCGCUUCCUGGCAAGAUAUCUCGCCCCCAACGAUCCAGAAAAAGCAGAGGAACUCUACGACCCGCGGUUCUAUAUCGCGCCUGAUGGGAAGGGCGGGGAGGGAUCACUUAUUCGUGGUCGGUAUCGGGAGGUUAUUGGGGAUGUUAAUGAUCAUAAUUGGCACAAGCCUGCGCAUUUGAGGGUUUUGGAUGCGAAAAAGGCGAAGGGUGGGUCGCGCUCUGUUUCGGCUGGGUCUUUUUCGGGGGCGAAUUCGCCGAGGGUUACCGGGGAGGGAGGGGCUUCGUUGGUUGAGAGGGGGAGGGGGAGGGAUGUGGAGGAUGAGGACGAGGAUCUAUGA